AUGUCUAGCCAAAACGACAACAACACAAACAGAACCUACAACAAAACUGAACCAGAAACGACAACAACACAAACAGAAACUACAACAACACAACCAGAAACGACAACAACACAAACAGAAACUACAACAACACAACCAGAAACGACAACAACACAAACAGAAACUACAACAACACAACCAGAAAUGACAACAACACAAACAGAAACUACAACAACGGAACCAGAAACGACAACAACACAAACAGAAACUACAACAACGGAACCAGAAACGACAACAACACAAACAGAAACUACAACAACUGAACCAGAAACGACAACAACACAAACAGAAACUACAACAACUGAACCAGAAACGACAACAACACAAACAGAAACUACAACAACACAACCAGAAACGACAACAACACAAACAGAAACUACAACAACACAACCAGAAACGACAACAACACAAACAGAAACUACAACAACACAACCAGAAACGACAACAACACAAACAGAAACUACAACAACACAACCAGAAAUGACAACAACACAAACAGAAACUACAACAACGGAACCAGAAACGACAACAACACAAACAGAAACUACAACAACGGAACCAGAAACGACAACAACACAAACAGAAACUACAACAACGGAACCAGAAACGACAACAACACAAACAGAAACUACAACAACGGAACCAGAAACGACAACAACACAAACAGAAACUACAACAACGGAACCAGAAACGACAACAACACAAACAGAAACUACAACAACGGAACCAGAAACGACAACAACACAAACAGAAACUACAACAACGGAACCAGAAACGACAACAACACAAACAGAAACUACAACAACUGAACCAGAAACGACAACAACACAAACAGAAACUACAACAACACAACCAGAAACGACAACAACACAAACAGAAACGACAACAACACAAACAGAAACGACAACAACACAACCAGAAACAACAACAACACAAACAGCCACAACAACAACAGUACCAGAAACUACAACAACACAAUCAGCCACAACAACAACUGUACCAGAAACAACAACAACACAACCAGCCACAACAUCAACUGUACCAGAAACAACAACAACACAAUCAGCCACAACAACAACUGUACCAGAAACAACAACAACACAAUCAGCCACAACAACAACAGUACCAGAAACAACAACAACACAACCAGCCACAACAACAACUGUACCAGAAACAACAACAACACAACCAGCCACAACAACAACUGUACCAGAAACAACAACAACACAACCAGCCACAACAACAACAGUACCACAAACUACAACAACACAAUCAGCCACAACAACAACAGUACCAGAAACAACAACAACACAAUCAGCCACAACAACAACAGUACCAGAAACAACAACAACACAACCAGCCACAACAACAACUGUACCAGAAACAACAACAACACAAUCAGCCACAACAACAACUGUACCAGAAACAACAACAUCACAAUCAGCCACAACAACAACUGUACCAGAAACAACAACAACACAAUCAGCCACAACAACAACUGUACCAGAAACAACAACACAAUCAGCCACAACAACAACAGUACCACAAACUACAACAACACAAUCAGCCACAACAACAACUGUACCAGAAACAACAACAACACAAUCAGCCACAACAACAACAACAGUACCACAAACUACAACAACACAAUCAGCCACAACAACAACAGUACCACAAACUACAACAACACAAACAGCCACAACAACAACAGUACCACAAACUACAACAACACAAUCAGCCACAACAACAACACAAUCAGCCACAACAACAACACAAUCAGCCACAACAACAGCAGAAACGGCAACAAUCCCGAUUGUAGGCGGUUCACAAUUGGCGAGUACUGAUGAAGCCUGGGUUGCACCCGUUUCUGUUAUUGGUGCUAUCGCUGCAGCUGGUGGCACCUUAUUAGCUGCAUUUAUACUUCUUGUGAAAUUCACCAAAGUUUUUGCAAUGCCAAGUGGUGUACCGGGACUAAUAACAUCAGAUGUUGAAGCUGGUAAUAUUGAAAUGGGGUCGAGUAAACCUUCAACCUCUGGCCAAAACAUAGAACAAGAGACAGAAAUGAAUGAUGAAGUAGAACAAGAGACAGAAAUGAAUGAUGAAGGAGAACAAGAGACAGAAAUGAAUGACGAAGGAGAACAAGAGACAGAAAUGAAUGAUGAAAUAAAUGAGGAUGAAUCUGUGGAAGAGCCGAACUUAGAGAAAGAAGGGGAGGAGUCGACGGAAAUUUAG
Molecule: messenger RNA, 2271 nt
Organism: Saccostrea cuccullata (small rock oyster)
Lineage: Eukaryota; Metazoa; Mollusca; Bivalvia; Ostreida; Ostreidae
Product: mucin-2-like
Exons: 3
Coding region: 1-2271 (756 amino acids)
Source: RefSeq, a predicted model, not a curated record